Aphis gossypii (cotton aphid) is the source of this 987-nucleotide messenger RNA. RefSeq lists its product as uncharacterized. The transcript has a single exon. Bases 1 to 987 code for a protein of 328 amino acids. NCBI's taxonomy places the organism in Eukaryota, Metazoa, Arthropoda, Insecta, Hemiptera, Aphididae. The record is from RefSeq and is a predicted model, not a curated record.
AUGUUUCAAGAAACAGUAUUUGGUUGGAUAGUAGCCGGUCCCGCUAAGAGCGAAAAUAAUUGCACAGUGCAUUCUUUCUUUCUAAACGUGACGCCGGCCAGGCCGAGCUGUUUUGACCUGAACGAUAAAAUUACCAAGUUUUGGGAAUUAGAAGAAGUACCGAAAGAAAUAGUUUAUAGCUUCGAAGAAAAAAUGUGUGUAGACCAUUUUAACAAAUCAGUAAAAAGAAAUGGUGAAGGUAGAUUUGUUGUUCGAUUACCGUUACGCGAAAAUAUAAAUACCUUAGGUGCCUCGCGUUCAAUAGCUUUAAAACGUUUUUUAUCUUUAGAAAAUAGGUUUCGAUCGAAUCCCAAAUUAAAACAAAAAUACGUCGAGUUUAUGGAAGAAUACGUGAACCUCGGUCAUAUGGAAAGGGUAAACCCAGGUGAAAAAGAAGAAAAGUCGUAUUAUAUACCUCAUCACGCGGUUUUACGCGAUAGUAGCGCUACCACCAAACUACGCGUCGUAUUUGACGCGUCGUGUGCAACCGAUUCCGGAAAAAGUUUAAAUGAUUUGCUAUUAAAGGGGCCAAACAUUCAAGAUGAAUUAAUAUGCAUUAUUGCACGUUUCCGAUCAUAUGAAUACGUCAUGUCGUCAGACAUAGAAAAAAUGUAUCGCCAAAUUUGGGUGUCGAACACCGAUACAAAUCUUCAACGAAUCCUAUGGCGCUCAAAACCGGACGAGCCGAUCACCGAAUUCAAAUUAAAAACAAUUACAUACGGAACAACGCCAGCUUCCUAUUUAGCUAUGGGAUGUUUAAUGAAAUUGGCAGAAGAAAUGCAAGAGUUAUUUCCGGUUACUCAUAAAGCAAUCACUAAUGACUUCUACAUGGACGAUUAUCUGGGCGGCGCUAACGAUAUAACGGCCGCCGAAAAAUUGCGCGACGACGUUAUCAAUAUUUUAAACACCUCCGGUUUCAAAUUACGUAAAUGGAUUGCUAAUGAUUAG